ACAAGGUACGAGCUGACCCGCGAUCAUAAACACGACACACCAGUACCGCCUCUCUGUACUGUGUGUACACGCGUCACGUCAGCAGCUGAGAGCGGCCAGAGAGCUAGAGAGAAACACACGUACCGGUUCAUCGCGAUAAAAGUAUAGUAAAAUUAUAGAGACGUCGGCAGAAGAGCCGUCAAAAUGAACGCUCUUGUAGGAAUUGCGUUCGUUUUUAUAGGAUGUUGUUCUAACGUUAUAUUUUUAGAGCUCCUAGUAACUACAUAUCCAGGAUGUGGAAAUUUAGUUACAUUUGCUCAAUUUCUGAUAAUUAGUAUAGAAGGGUUCAUCUUUACCACCAAAUUUGGAACUGUAAAACCAGAAAUCCCUGUAAUAAAUUACUGCUACAUGGUGGUAUUAUUUUUCUUAGUGAGCGUUGUGAAUAAUUAUGCAAUAAAUUUCAACAUAUCUAUGCCUCUGCACAUGAUAUUCCGAAGUGUACACCAUUAAAAAGUAUUUAUCCAUUCUAAUGAUAUCCAUGGGUAUAUGUAUAUGUACCAUUAUGUCUGCGCAGACUGUUAGUCGUGAGAGUAACAAACAUAAACACUAUGAAGAUGAAGCUGAAUCUGAUAGUAAUGAAGCUAAAGAUUUUAUUAUCUGGUUAAUUGGUAUUGGUAUGUUGACCUUUGCGUUGUUCAUGUCAGCACGGAUGGGUAUUUACCAAGAAGUAUUAUAUAAAAAGCAUGGAAAACACCCCAGGGAGGCGCUAUUUUAUUCGCAUGCUAUACCUCUUGCUGCCUUUGUAUUUAUUGGUAAAGACAUAAUUCACCAUGCAUCACUCUUCUCACAAUCUGAGCCUGUACCAAUUCCAGUUUUAGGUGUUGAAGUUCCUAUACUGUGGCUUUAUAUGCUGGGUAACUGCAUCACUCAGUAUGUUUGCAUCCGUGCGGUGUUCUUUCUAACCACAGAAUGUUCGUCGCUUGUCGUAACACUCGUCGUCACUUUACGGAAGUUCCUCAGUUUGAUCUUCUCAAUAAUUUACUUCCAGAACCCGUUCACAUUCUACCAUUGGAUUGGAACGGGCAUGGUAUUUGGUGGUACGCUAAUUUUCUUGGGUUUCGUAGAAAAAGUUUCAAAUGCUAUAUGGCCUGUUGCUAAAAAAGAAGAAAAAGUAGAGUAGCGUAGCUUAGUGGUAAUGAAGAUCAACAGUGGCAGAUCUUCCUAUUUUUUUCUUCUUUUUUUGUCUAAUUUUGGGGAAAAAAAUAGGAGGUGGGGGAAAGCCAGCAAUGUACCCCCUUCCCCUUGAAUCCGCCACUGAUCAAAAAUAUAAAGUGUUGGUCUCAAAUAAUCAUGUGAUAAUUGAGUGUGAACCCGCAUUUAACCUAUGAAUCAUGCUGAAAAUGUUAACAUCCUCAGCCAUCUAUCUCUGGUUGGCUCUAAUGUGGUGCAUAGCUUCAACUGAUAUCUCAAAUUGGUCCAUUGAUAUAAAUACAGUAUAAACUGUCUCAUUCAGCAUACAUAUUGUAGAAUGGAAUGAUGCUCUACAAACUAAAUCUAUUUAUGUGAACUAAAACUCUUCAUAGAGAUGCUAGUAUUUUGUGUGGUGUAAAUACAUAACAUUUAACCUUUAACCCAGUACCCUAUAUUGACCUGGGUACCCAACGAGGGUCAUCGGCCGACGUGAUUCUAUGGAGAACGCCACGAUGCGCGCACUGAAUCUUUUUUGAUGACGAUCCGUUCAGACUGCUACCGCAGCAUCGCGUCGUGUGCUCACAGAAAGUGGAGUUGGAUUCGAGGAUUCGAUGGUUGUACGACGCAUUGAUUGCCCAGCUUUAGUAACCCACUAUAAAACCGGAGUUGUGACCCACGGUCUUAAUCAGAAUUUUUACACUUUUGUGUGAUUACUCCAAACAAAUUAUGUAUCAUUGUAAGAAAUACUGCUUCGCUGUCAUUUGAUGCGUUGUAAUCUAGUAUUUAAAAUUUAAUUUUUCACCGAGCUUGUCAUCUUCAGAAGAUGUAUGUAAAAUUGUAAACUCUGAAAUAAUUUAGCAAUAAUUAUGUUCUAGACAAGCCAUGGAAAGGAGCUUUAAAUUAGGCUAUUAUUAUUUUUACCAGUGUUAUUUUUAUUUUAUAUGAUUAGUCUUUGUUCUAUUUUAGUGUACAGUAAAUGGUUAUAUAGCUGCCUUUCUUGAAUAAGUGUUUUUUGCUAAACACUGCCCUUAAAUUAGCAUUGCAUUGCUUAUUAGAGAUAUUUUUUAUUUUCAAUAAAUGUUAAGGUGCUUAAUCGAGAGUGCCUGCAAUUUAAUAAACACAAAAUUGAUAAUUCUGUCAUUGCAAGAAAUCGGCCUAUAUAGAGUACUUGGUACCAAUUUUGAUGCUCUAACAAUCCCCACCUCUCAUUUAAAUUGAAAUAAAGGACUAAAAAUUUCAUAAGCGCUGUAACACAGGUUUUUACCAUAGUCACUGGCCUAUCAAUAUUUUAUUACCAGUGUAAUUUGUAUUGUACAGGUAUAUGUAAAACAAAUUUUUAUAUAAGUGAAGUCUUCACCAAUAUUUAUUAUUCAAUUCUCCCUCCAAUUAAAGAACACUUGAAAUGAAAGAACACUUUUCUGUGGUCCCAAAUUAACAAAUGUGUUAUCUUUAUUAUUUUAAUUAGAGACCAAAGCUGCUAAAGACUAUGGAAACCCAGGUCUCAAAAGUAUUCUAUAAUUUUAGGGAGACUUGUACCUUUUUUAUGUUUCAAGACCAGUCUAGUAAACUGGACAUUAAUUUGAUGUGGAUCAGGCUCACAACCUAGCAACUAUCAUACCUCUGAAUAGGAAACUAGAUUGAAAUGCACAUACAGUAUUUGAUUAGGUAAUUAUGAUGAUAUUAAUAAAUACCUUUUUAUUAACAGAACUUGAUUAGAUUAGAGGUUAAUACUCUGUUAUGUUUUAAUCAAAGCAAAAUAAUGUUACCUCCUAGAUUUCACACUAUAUUGCUACAAAACCAAGUCUAAUUGUAAUUGAAAUAUUAUUAUUAAUGAUAGUACAGUAAUAACAAUGUGAUUGUUUUUAUUGCCACAUUAAUAAUGUUAGGUGACGUCAGUGCUCAUAGGAUGCAUAUACAGCUAUACCAGGGGAUGUCCACUAACAACCUCUACAGGUGCUAAUCCUAAAGCUCAUUCGUAGUGUACCCCAGGGCCAAGGGGGUUUCAUUUGACCCGUAACAUGACUAAGUCAUGUGACAUUCCUAGGUAAUUAUUUUAACACAAAAAAAUCACUGCAGGGAUUUUACUGAAACUGUGGCAACAUUCCAGUCAUUAAAUCUUAACACUGUUCCCACUUGGAUUUUUUGAGUCAGUUAGUUUUACUGUGAGAAAUAGUAAAACUAACCAAGCUGAAAAAAUCAACUAUUGAGGGCGCUAAUCUGUGAAAGCUUUGGAUAUUUGCACUGAGUAGCGCUUGUAUAACUUGGGAAGGUUUAAUUGGACAUUUCAGCUCAGUAAAUUAACCCAGUCAGUUUUACUGAGCACAGUCCAUUUUUUUUUUUUAUUAAACUAACCGUUCAUCUUGGUAUGUUUUCCUGGGAGGUAUGUUUCCUAGGAUGUUCGCACUGGAUUAAUUAUGGUAAACUCAUCAGUGUCUUUGUUAGUUUUAACAAAAAAAAUAGUCCAGUACAAUUACGACUUUAGUUUAUAGACUGACGGAUGUAAUAAGCAAUAAAAUCUUGUUUUUCGUGUCACCGACUUAUCCUUCAGAAAAAAUUUUGCCUCUUUUUUUUUUUUGACCUAUUUUCAUUGUUGAAGUAAUUUAAAGUGAAAUACAACAAACUACUUAUACAGUGAACUUAAAUUAACAUAGACCAGUAUUAAAACAUUAAGACCUCAUGUAUAUAAUCCAUAUAUGGUGUUCUCUCUGUGAUUUAAAAUAUGAAAAAAAUGUUAUAUAUAGUUAUUAUAUAGUUUUUUAUUUAUUAUUUUGGUAUAAAUCAAGCUCGCAUUAAUUCCAGUGCAUGAUGUUAGGUAUGACAAAUUUAAAUGCUUAUUAGAAAUUGUAUUGUAGGAUAGUAUCUUGUAAACCAUAAUAAAAUUUUAAUGGGAUGUUAAAAUAUAAA
Messenger RNA from Anneissia japonica, 4074 nucleotides. Its product is annotated as UDP-xylose and UDP-N-acetylglucosamine transporter-like. Gene Ontology annotation, molecular function: UDP-xylose transmembrane transporter activity; UDP-N-acetylglucosamine transmembrane transporter activity. Gene Ontology annotation, biological process: transmembrane transport. Gene Ontology annotation, cellular component: endoplasmic reticulum membrane; Golgi membrane. The record is from RefSeq and is a predicted model, not a curated record. NCBI's taxonomy places the organism in Eukaryota, Metazoa, Echinodermata, Crinoidea, Comatulida, Comatulidae.